Molecule: messenger RNA, 3121 nt
Organism: Drosophila santomea
Lineage: Eukaryota; Metazoa; Arthropoda; Insecta; Diptera; Drosophilidae
Product: lipase 1
Exons: 3
Coding region: 709-1929 (406 amino acids)
Molecular function (GO): hydrolase activity, acting on ester bonds
Source: RefSeq, a predicted model, not a curated record
CCAUUGCUCAGUGGCAAUUGAUCGCGCAACGGGAGUGGUUCUAGUUGUGAAAGCUUUACGACUGCCAGUUAAUUGCAGGAAGUUUACUCAGACAGGACUUUGAAAAGGAUUGGGAAAAAAUACAACAUUUUUAUGGAAUAAGGCCUUAAAGGACUUUGAAAGGAUAUUACAAUUGUAAAUUAAGAAUCAUGAAUAAAAGGGCACCCUUGCUGUCAUGAAUGGAACUAAAAUCUUAAUAAUAAAAUAAAAAAAAAUAUGAUAAGCAUUAAACUAAAAUAAAAUAAUAAUAAAAAAAAAAUUAAAUUAAAGUAUUUAUGAAUGUAGUUAAUACAAGUCUUAAUUAAAAAAGGACUCAAAACUAUAUGCGUGUGUAAUAAAUAAUAUUAAAGAUACCUGUGAUAAAAAAACAUCUAUAAAAUGUAAAGCGAUUUAAAUUAAUUACGGAACCAAUAAAUUUUUACUUACUGUGCAUUGCAACUAGACUAAAUUUAAGAGUAAACCUAAAUGUCUGAAAAAAGGAAGCAGCAAUAAAACCUUUCUCAAACCGAUUAAAGGCAACUUAAAACAAUUUUCCACAUGCACUAUUAACACAAUCAGAUCCGGCCCAAAGUAAUUGAUUGGCCAAUUUUGUUGGCUUAAAUUAAUUUCCGUAUUUCAAAGUGCAUGCUGCAAAUAGCUGUGAUCGAAGUUAAGUUUUAGGAGGGCAAAAUGUUGAGAAGCAGCCAUUUAAAGUACUGCCUUGGCAGUUUGAUUUGCCUUUUCAUUUUCUGUGAGACCGCUUUUGGCGACUUGAUUAAGGUGGACAAAACCAUAUUGGAAGAUGCCAACCUGAUCACGCCGGAUCUGAUCCAGAAGUAUGGGUAUCCGGCGGAAACCCACAAGGUCCAGGCGAAGGAUGGCUUCGUCCUUACGGCUCAUCGCAUUCCCAAGCCCGGUGGACAGCCCGUGUUGUUGGUACAUGGUUUGCUGGACAGUUCGGUGGCAUAUGUGAUAUUGGGUCCCGAAAGGUCCUUGGGCUUCCUGCUCAGCGAUCUGGGAUACGAUGUUUGGCUGCUUAACACAAGGGGCAAUCGGUAUUCACGGAAGCACAAACGAUACCACCGAUACCAGCCGCAGUUCUGGAAUUUCUCCUUCCAUGAACUCGGGAUGUACGAUCUGCCAGCGGCCAUUGAUUAUGUCCUUGCGAGGAGCAAGGGCUUCGAACAGAUCCACUAUGUGGGCCACUCGCAGGGCACUACGUCCUUCUUUGUGAUGGGCAGUGAGAGGCCGGCCUACAUGAAAAAGAUCAAACUUAUGCAGGCUCUGGCUCCGGUUGUAUUUUGGGACUACAUCGAUUCACCGAUUCUUCUCACCUUCGUAAAGUAUUUGCGACCUCUGGUGUUGAUCGCCAGAUCGUUUGGAAUUUACGAAUUUCCGCCGGAGAACGAAGUGUGGCGCAGUCUGAUACAUAAGAUCUGCAGCUUCGCCUUCCAGAACACCUGCACCUAUUUCAUAAUGGAACUCAUGGGCGUGGACAAUGCACAAUUUAACUCCAGCCUGGUUCCGCUCUUCACGGGACACGCAACCUCGGGAUCAUCGGUUAAGUCCUUGGAGCACUAUGGCCAGUUGAUACACAGCGGUGGGUUCUACAAGUACAAUUACUACAGCGCCUGGGAGAAUCGAAGAAACCACGGUGCCGACAUUCCGCCACAGUACAAACUAACUAACGUCAACUGCAAGGUGGCACUGUACUACAGUAAAAACGAUCGUCUAACAUCCGACAGGGAUGUGAUUCGGUUACUUGACAUCCUGCCAAAUGUGGUGCUCGAUUACCCACUGCCAGAUCCUCUGUACAACCACAUCAACUUUAUUUGGGGAAAUGACGUGAAAACCGUCCUCAACGAUCGCGUGAUAGAACUUAUGCGAAAAGUGGACAAUGGCGAAGUGUAGGGACUAUAUCUAAUAUUAAAGUAAGGCCCCCUUUCUGUGUUAUCUAAAUGUUUAAAUCAUUUGGUUUUAAGAGUAUUUAUAAAGGAUUAAGAAGGUUUUUAGUUAGCUACUUAGUAAAAUGUACAGUCCUACUACCAUUAAAAAUAUUUUUUUUUUAUAUUGGUUACCUAAAGCGGUAAAUGUGGUUUUUAAAUGCUGAAUGCAAAACAAAAUAGUUAAUAUAAGUAAGUGGCCUAAUUACUAUUAAUUAUUAUAUUCGAUUUACAAAUAGAAGCGUAAUUUCAAAGAUAAGGUUUUAAUUGACAUCAAAUCAAUUUGAGUUGUUUAGUUUAAUUGCUAUACUUGCUGUGUUUUACCUCGAGCGUCUUUAAGAGGCUUUAUAAACAACAAUUGUUAAGCCAGAAAUUACUGUGGCAUAACUCCCAAGUUGGCUUAAACGUAGACAAACUGAUUCCUUAAAGUAAUUAUUGUGGGACCAAUUAAAGUGCAGAACGUCACUUGAAUGCAUAAAUAUUCUGAAUGCAAGACUGCUGUAAAUACAUUUGAAAUUUUGUUGCUUUCUUUGCGCACUGACUCACUCAACAGCAGACUUAUUGUAAAUUACCAUGAAACGCACUGAAACAUGAAAUCAGAUUAAAUAUUUAAAUCGGACAAGAGGCUUGUGGCGUGCCAAAAAAAAAAAAACAAGAGCUGCCAGCAUAUACUGAUAAUAUAUAUUUCUAUAGAGCUGCUGCAAAUUUAUUGCGAGUACAUUUUAUUUAAAACUCCAUUGCAUCUGACACUUCGAAGUGGGGGAAGUCCCCUCCAGGACUCUGUGCAGUUGCCAAAAAACCGAAAUUGCCACUGACACCGUGCAUAUGUGUGUGCGUUUGUGUGUGUGUGUGUGUGUGUGUUUUGGGGUGUGCCUGCAAACCACAAGAAAAUAAAAGUGUCACUCCAUAGAUGCAAACUUAAUUGUUUGCAGUCUGAGUCCGAAACCAGCAGAACAAACAAAAGCAUUCGAUACGCCGCCCCAGAGGACGGGCUGCCACUAGUUUCAAUUUCUAAAAUAAAGGCCGAAUAAACUGCUCAUACGAGUAGAUGUAUGUGAAGAAUUCAGGCUGAUUGCACAGAAGCGAGGUUUAUGCUGCAAAUCAUUUUAAAGCGAAAAUCAAACCAGCUAACUCUGCGUUGGCUGUGCGAACUCGACGGA